AUGUCCUCAUUGCCUUGCAUCCGCAUCGUCGGGUCCGCUGCCCACGAUGUCAAAACUGAAUUGAUGAAGGCGCUCGAAAACGCUGGAUUUACCACGCACCCUGAGAUGAGCUGCCAUGAGUCUAAGCAAGCGGACGGCGACGGUGACGUAUUCACGGUAUGUGUGGAUAGUGCUGACGAGAAUAUGUGCCCACGAUCGAUCUUCCAUCACUAUCAAUAUCGCUAUCUGUGGGGAGAGCUGAGCAGUGUUCAGGAGUUUAUCCACUGCUUGCAGGACUUCCUUCGGACUGUCUCGGGAAAAGAUAUCAGUAAUAUAAUCAACGGCGCGGAAACGGACUCACCGGGUGCUCAUGACGCGCCACGUGGUCGCUUUGUCAGUACGCGUGGUCACAGUGAUAACGCCACAUUCACCACUGUUGUCUUGGAGGGCCUUGCAAAGGAUGGGGGCCUUUAUAUCCCAACGCACCUCCUAACCAUGCCGCCUUCCCAGCUCGACUAUUUUUUCCGAACCCGCGGGCUACGUUACACUGAGGCCGCACAGAUAAUAUUGGAGCAGCUCGUGGACAACAGUAUCAGCCCUGCAGUGCUUCACUCCCUCAUAAUGCAGGCAUAUGAUCCGUGUCGCUGGUCUGGCAAGGAGGAUAUCUGUCCGGUGACGCCCUUGCUUGGAGACAAGAUGGGUAUUGAGGCGGCCUGCGCGGAUACACCGACCAUGGAUUGGAAGCAUGAUAUUUCUGUGAUGGAGCUCUACCAUGGACCCACUGCUGCCUUCAAGGACUUUGCUUUGCAGCUUUUCCCACUCUGCUUCAACGCGGCCGCCGAUGGGAAGUGCAAGGACGGCCACACUGAUUCUACUGCCGAGAUUCAGAAGGUUGAGGAAGAAGGAUCGACGCGAAAGGAAAGGCCCUCAUAUCUGGUCCUGACCGCCACCUCUGGUGAUACCGGUGUCGCUGCGAUCAGCGGGUUCUCUAAUGCGGGUGGGCGAAGCAAAGUAAUGAUUCUCUACCCGCUGUACGGGGUCUCGCCUGUUCAGCAGCUACAAAUGCUUUCCUACGAUAACGGCAUACGAGUGCGUGUGUUUGGUAUUGAUUCAAAUUAUGAUUUCUGCCAAAAAUCCGCGAAAGCCGUUUUUAUGGACUCUGAUUUGAUUUCUAAGCUCGCUGCACUUAAGCCACCACUGAGGCUGUCCUCUGCAAACAGCAUCAACUGGGGUAGGUUUAUUCCACAGGUGGUGUACUACUGCUGGGCGUAUCGUCAUUAUGUGCAGAGCAGCAGCGAACUCAUAACGAGCGGUAGGGCAUGGAGCUACGGCGACCCUAUUGACAUCGCUGUGCCGUGCGGUAACUUUGGGAAUAUAUUGUCCGGGUACUAUGCGAAGCUCAUGGGGAUCCCGAUUCGGAAACUCAUUGUUGCAUCUAACAAGAAUGAUGUACUUUUUGAGUUUAUCGAAACUGGGUGUUAUGAUCUUCGUAAGCGCCGACUCGAGCCGACCGCCUCACCGUCGAUUGAUAUCCUAAAGGCUUCUAACGUGGAGCGGCUUUUAUAUCUGCUCAGCGACGGCGACACGUGCCUGGUGGAGGAGAAAAUGGCACAGCUGGAUACACAAAAUUACUUUGAAAUCAACGCCGAAAUGCGAAGGCGCAUGACGGAAAGCUUUGUGGCAUAUCGGUGUGACGAGGAGGACUGCGCAGCGAUGAUCAAGGAGGUGUUUGACGCUUCUGGAGGCCGCCGGCUGCUUGAUUCUCACACAGCUGUAGCGAUGCACGCGGCCAAGGUCUUCCGCGAGGGGCAGCUUCGAGGUUGUAACCUUGACUCCCGCCAAGGUAUUCCACCGCUGGUUGUCCUGGGCACGGCGCACUGGGCGAAAUUCCCGGAGGCGGUCCUACAUGCUAUCAGAGGCGAGGAGAUGGUUCACACGCCCCCUUCUUCACACCCGGAGGAGACCAUGCGGCACGUGUGGGACUUGUACAAGCGGAUACACGAGAUGCACCCCGCCGGCGCGGUGUCGGGCGCAGGAAACUUGACACAGGAGGUACAACCAGCACUUGCCAAGGCUCUGCAGCCGUCUGGGUUCAGUACUAACAAACCUCGCAGUCUUCCAGUAGAUGUGGAGGCAGUAAAGGAGGAAGUGAUUCAGUUCUCGGCUGUGUAA
This is a messenger RNA of Phytomonas sp. EM1, 2151 nucleotides long. Lineage: Eukaryota; Euglenozoa; Kinetoplastea; Trypanosomatida; Trypanosomatidae. The record is from the annotation of a GenBank genome assembly.